Monopterus albus (swamp eel) is the source of this 1056-nucleotide messenger RNA. RefSeq names its product late endosomal/lysosomal adaptor, MAPK and MTOR activator 2 (gene lamtor2). The transcript is spliced from 4 exons. Gene Ontology annotation, biological process: positive regulation of TOR signaling. Bases 162 to 539 code for a protein of 125 amino acids. Gene Ontology annotation, molecular function: molecular adaptor activity; guanyl-nucleotide exchange factor activity. Lineage: Eukaryota; Metazoa; Chordata; Actinopteri; Synbranchiformes; Synbranchidae. The record is from RefSeq and is a predicted model, not a curated record.
UUGCCUACAGUUCCCAUGAUGCAUUGCAAUCGGAACAGGAAGAAAACCCGUCCACAAUCAGCUGACUAUUUUACUGAUAGUUUAAAGCUAGUUGAUUAGCCUGAGAAAAUUGUUUUAGUAUUUUUUGUUUUGCGUCGUCACACUUUAGUGAGUAGUCAGUUAUGUUACGACCGAAGGCUUUAACGCAGGUUCUCAGCCAAGCGAACACAAACGGAGUCCAAAGCACUUUGUUGCUGAAUAAUGAAGGUUCACUUCUGGCUUACUCUGGAUAUGGGGACACAGAUGCACGUGUGACAGCUGCCAUCGCUAGCAACAUCUGGGCAGCCUACGAUAAGAACGGCCACCAAGCCUUCAAUGAAGACAAACUCAAAUUCAUACUCAUGGAUUGUAUGGAGGGAAGAGUGGCCAUUACUCGUGUUGCCAACCUGCUGCUGUGUAUGUACGCCAAAGAGACAGUGGGCUUUGGAAUGCUAAAAGCAAAGGCAGAGGCGCUGGUGGAGUACCUGGAGGAACCAUUAACCCAAGUGGCCGCAUCAUAGUGGACAUGUUGAUCAAGCUCAGCCUGUCGCUUCAUAUGAUUAAUGGACUAGUGUAACAUUCUGGUUUUCACAAAGUGCAUAAUGCACAGAUAUAUCUAUAAGUGAGUGAGUGAAUGUUUGUGUGCUGUGGAGGGCUGGUGGGUAAGUGUACAUAUAAUCAUUAAUAAUACUAGUAUUGAAACUAAGGGCUUCUAUGGAUUUUUGACUCUUUGCCCUUGCUUGUGAAUCUCUUCAUCUAAUGGUCUGUUCUGGGAGUCCACAUAAUUUGUCAGUAGCACAUUUGGAUGUACGUCUGCUGAACUGAUUCCAUUAUCGGCUGUUCCUGUGGUCGGUUCAUUCAUUUCUAGUUUUACUUCAGGCAUGUCAAUUACAGUUACACAGAAAAUUGAAUAUUUUGAACUCUGACUAAAAUGACAGAAGGUGUAUGGAAACUUUCAAAGGAAUUUCUGUCCCAUGAAGUAAAGAUUACUAGAUAUUUCAAAGCUAUCAAAUAAACACAUUUUGGAUUAAUAUUUAA